AUGCCCCUCGUCGACCCUAUAACGAUGUCCAUCGUGGCCCCCGCCUCCUCCCCAAGCACACCAGCAAAACCCUCACAGCCAAUUGAGCUCCUCCCAACCCCAAUUGCACGGCUCGUCUCCCAAGCUCAUCCGGCGCUCCUCCUCUCAGCAUACUAUUUCCGAUUCCCAGCCUUCGUCGCAGACCCAGUCCCAACACUUCUAAGCUCACUGCUACCACUAGCAGUCGUGCAAACAGCAUAUGCAAUCACUUGCCUACCAGCAACAGGCUCCAACACCAAGCCGGCGAAGAAAGUAAAGCUCAAUGCGACCCGAAAGCCUGCCGCGGACCCUGGAACGGCAAAGGCCUUUGUAACUUCCCCCCUCUCCGCAUAG
Venustampulla echinocandica is the source of this 372-nucleotide messenger RNA. RefSeq lists its product as uncharacterized. The coding region runs from base 1 to 372 and encodes 123 amino acids. Gene Ontology annotation, cellular component: endoplasmic reticulum membrane. NCBI's taxonomy places the organism in Eukaryota, Fungi, Ascomycota, Leotiomycetes, Helotiales, Pleuroascaceae. The transcript has a single exon. Gene Ontology annotation, biological process: GPI anchor biosynthetic process. The record is from RefSeq and is a predicted model, not a curated record.